ACAUCUAUUCAAAUACUCCAUAAUCCAAAUAUCCACUCCACUGUGGAAUAUUAUUGUUUAGGCAAAUUUUCUAAAUCACUCUCACAAGUUUUAUGUGUUGUUGUGUUAGUCCUAUUGUCAAUGUUGCGUUUUCAGUACAUAAUAUUAUUAUCUACUAAUCGUUUCGCUUUGAAAUGCCAACUGAACUAAUCUAACCUGGUCCGGUAAUUUUUUUAUCAACAUUUUCAAUAACCAUGGGUGUAACAGUGUUGCAGCAGUAUCCAGUGCCUGAGAAUAAGACUGGGACAUUUGUAAUAGAGCUCCUGACAAGACGCCUGCUGGCGUUGGGAGCUACACAACAAGGGCAGUUCCUAGUGGACUGUGAAAGCUACCUGUCUCAUCCACAAAUGGGCACCACAAAAACAGUCCACAUCCUCCACAACUCAGAACAGCCCGCCUCUGUCUUCUCCAUACUAGAAAGUGGCACAAAGAACAUCCAUGUUAUUGCCGAUGGUCUGUUCGAUCUACUGAUGAUGAAGCUCUCACAACACUAUACGUCCAAGAAACAGACCAAGAUUGAAAGCAAAGGACCGAGAUUUGAGUUGGGAGAUUUCUGUGUGAAACUUGGAUCUGUUAUGAUGAACCAGAAUUUUAAAGGGAUCCUUAUUGAGGUUGAAUACAGGCCCUGUGUUAUGGCGAACGCCGUCUGGGGCCUCCUACGGGAGUUCCUCCAGGGCCUGCUCGGCCCCUCUGUGCCUGUGACCCCGCCGCAGCACCUUCUAAGCCGCAUGCACGAGAUAUAUACGCCCAUUGACACUAUUCACCAGUACCUUGAACACUUUAGCCAGUAUAGGAAACUCACAGGCCUCCGGAAUGCCUAGUUGUAUGAUAAUUUUUUCUUUAAUGCUAGUAUUUGAGCAGAGAAAAUGUUUGGUGCAAAAAUGUGUUUACAUGUGCAGAAAAACGGCCAAUUCAGACAUUAUUCAGCUUAUCCUUUAUAAGGCAUCAUAUAACUGAUCAUAGUGAUUAUCAUAAUUAGGAAAGUAUGCUAAUAAGUAUACAAUCAAUAAAAAGUUAUUUAUGUAA
Cydia pomonella (codling moth) is the source of this 1065-nucleotide messenger RNA. It is a transcript of the gene MED20, whose product is annotated as mediator of RNA polymerase II transcription subunit 20. Lineage: Eukaryota; Metazoa; Arthropoda; Insecta; Lepidoptera; Tortricidae. Gene Ontology annotation, cellular component: mediator complex. Gene Ontology annotation, molecular function: transcription coactivator activity. Gene Ontology annotation, biological process: regulation of transcription by RNA polymerase II. The record is from RefSeq and is a predicted model, not a curated record. The transcript has 4 exons. The coding region runs from base 234 to 860 and encodes 208 amino acids.